This is a messenger RNA of Trichosporon asahii var. asahii CBS 2479, 4335 nucleotides long. Its product is annotated as protein transport protein SEC31. NCBI's taxonomy places the organism in Eukaryota, Fungi, Basidiomycota, Tremellomycetes, Trichosporonales, Trichosporonaceae. The coding region runs from base 1 to 4335 and encodes 1444 amino acids. Gene Ontology annotation, molecular function: protein binding; structural molecule activity. Gene Ontology annotation, cellular component: COPII vesicle coat; endoplasmic reticulum exit site. The record is from RefSeq and is a predicted model, not a curated record. The transcript is spliced from 5 exons. Gene Ontology annotation, biological process: endoplasmic reticulum organization; intracellular protein transport; COPII-coated vesicle cargo loading.
AUGAAGCUCAAGGACAUCUCGCGCACGGCGACGUUCGCGUGGGACCCGUCCAGCGCCGCGGCCCCGCUCCUCGUCACUGGCGACGCGGCCGGCGCACUCGACGAGAGCUUCUCCAACGAGAGCCACCUCGAGAUCUGGGCGCCCAAGCUCUACGACCCCGAUAACGCUCAGGGCUAUGCGCUCGGCGGAAAGGACCAGCCAGGGCCAAAGGGAAAGGUCACCGUCAGCUCGCGCCAGCCCGAUGUCGCGCCCUCUGGACGCGGACUCAUCGCCGCUGGCAUGGAGACGGGCGAGGUCGCCGUGUACGAUCCCGUCAAGAUCCUCGACGGCUCGGACGCGCUCUUCUACUCGAACCAGAAGCACACUGGCCCCGUCGGCGGCCUCAACUUCAACCCGAUCCAGAAGAAUCUGUUGCUGUCCGGCGCUAUCAAUGGCGAGCUCUACAUCCACGACAUGAACAACCCCAAGAACGACCCCAUUCUCCCCGGCCCCGUGUCUAACAAGCUCACGGAGAUCACCUCGCUCCAGUGGAACACGACCGUGUCGCGUGUGUUCGCGGCGUCGUCUUCUUCGGGCUACACCUCGGUCUGGGACCUCAAGGCCGGCAAAGAGAUUGUCUCGCUGCAGUACGGUGGUGGUGCCGCCCGCGGCGAUCUCGCCAGCGGCAUGGCCAGCCUCCAGAUCGGCAAGCGCCGUGGUAUGAGCGAUGUCGCUUGGCACCCCGAGCAGGCGACCCGCCUCGCGACCGCGUCCGAGGACGACGAGUCGCCCAUCAUCAUGCUCUGGGACCUCCGCAACACCCGCGCCCCCGAGCGUAUCCUCAGCGGACACACCAAGGGCGUUCUCUCGCUUUCGUGGUGCAAGCAGGACUCGGAGCUCCUCGCCUCGUGCGGCAAGGACAACCGCACCCUCAUCUGGAACCCAACCACGGGCGACAUUGUCGGCGAGAUGCCGCGCACCGUCGACUGGGCCUUCCAGACCGCCUGGUUCCCCUCCAACCCCAACCUCAUCGCGACUGCCUCCUUCGACGGGCACAUCACCAUCGACUCGCUCCAGUCCACCAACCCCGAGGCGGAGGAGGCGACCCCUAUCGCUCAGGACGCGUCGGCCGAGGAUGUCUUCGGUGCCCUCGGUGCUGCCGGCCCCAACGAGGAUAGGAACAACGUCCAGUCGCUCACGCAGGCUCCCAAGUGGAUGAAGCGCCCUGUCUCGGCUACCUUCGGCUACGGUGGUCUGCUCGCGACCGUGUCUAACCUCCCGGGUGCCAACGGCAAGAACCAGAGCUCGGUCGUCCACCUCCGCCAGAUCACGACUGAGGAGACGAUCGUCGAGCGUGCCAAGCAGCUGAGCGACAUUGCCGCCGACAAGGAGAAACUUAAGGAGUUCUCCAGCGGAAAGGAGGAGGCGGCCUGGAAGGCGAUCAACACCCUCUUCCAUGGCAACUCGCGUGACGAGCUCGUCGCCCUCCUCGGCUUCUCCAAGGAGGACGUCGCGAAGCACGUCCAGGAGGCGAUCGCCAAGAUCUCCCCUGCUGAGGCUGCUGAGAUCGCCAAGGAGAAGGAACAGGUCAAGCAGGAGGCCGAGACCAAGGAGAAGAUUGAGAACGAGGAGGCGACCCCCAAGUCUGACACGACUCCCAAGUCGUCCGCUGCCUCGCCCCAGAAGUCGGCGGCCAGCGAGCUCUUCGAGGACCGCUCCGGCACUCCCGCCACCGCUGGCGGAGACACCGACUUCUUCGCCUCGAUGGCUUCGGGCUCGCUUCGCAACCCCCGUCUCGACAAUGUGAUCCCCCACAUGCCCCAGGACGCCUCGGUUGCGGCUACCAUCGGCUCGGGCUCCAGCGUCCGCUCCGAGUCGCUCAUUAAGGACAACAACUUCCACAUCUACCCCACUGGCGAGUCGGAGACUGACCGUCUCAUCACCCAGGCGCUCGUUCUUGGCGAUUUCACCUCGGCCGUCGACCUCUGCAUGGCCUCUGAGCGUUACGCCGACGCUCUUCUCCUUGCUGUUCGCGGUGGCCCCGAGCUCCUCGCGCAGACCCAGAAGGCGUACUUCCGCCGCUGCACCGAGACGCACCCCUUCUUACGCGUGUACCAGUCGAUUGUCACCGAGGACCUCGCCGACAUUGUCCAGAACGCGGACCUCGCCGAGUGGCGUGUCAUCUUUGUCGUCCUCUGCACCUUUGCCAAAGACCAGGACUUUGGCAACCUCGCUGAUCAGCUCGGCCAGCGUCUCCAGUUCAAGUGGCAGCUUCUGGCCGCUUCGGACGCCCCCGAGUCCAAGGCCAAGGCCAAGGAGGCACGCACCGACGCUACCCUCUGUUACCUCGCUGCCCGCAACCUCGAGCACGUCGUCAACAUCUGGAUCAGCGAGAUGCAGGAGGACGAGGCGCAGUCGUCCGGCCCCCGCUACACGGCCCACGCCAACGCCUUGCAGUCGUUCAUCGAGAAGGUCACUGUGUUCCAGGCCGCCACUGGUUACGUUGACAAGGACCUGACGACCACGACUGCGCCCGACACUGAGGCUGCGCGCACCUACGCUCUCUCGGGUCUCUACGACCGCCUGUACGAGUACGCUGAUCUGCUCGCCACCCAGGGUCUCGUUGACGCUGCUGCCAAGUACGUCCAGAUGACCCCCAAGGGCUACAGCCGCAGCCAGGGUGGUGCCCAGCUCGACCACGCCCGUGACCGUCUCUUCGAGGCUGCCGGCGUCCAGGAGGCUGGCCCCUCAAAGGCUGCGUCCUCCUCGGCGUUCGGUGGCAAGAAGUCCGCUUCGGCCACUGCCUCGUCGAGCCGCUACCCUGCCGCGUCGUCCGGCUACGGUGCUUCGCCCUACGGUGCCAGCGCUGGUCCUUACGGCGCUCAGUCUUCGUUCCAGCAGACCUCGAACCCGUACGGUGCUCCCAGCAACGCGUACAGCGCUCAGACUCAGUCUGGACCGUACGGCGCCGCUCAGCCGCAGACCCAGUCGAGCCCUUACGCGCCCCCACCGUCUCAGCACCAGCCCCAGCAGUCGCAGCAGCAGCAGUCGAACCCGUACGCGCCUCCGCCGUCUCAGCAGCAGCAGUCUCAGUCGAGCCCCUACACGCCCACUGGACAGCAGCAGUCGAGUCUGUACAACCCGUACGGCGGCAGCUCGAACGGCUACGGUGCUCCCUCGCAGUCGCAGUACGGUGCUACUUCCCAGUUCCAGCCCGCGUACGGUAACAACACUGUCCCGCCUCCGCCACCAAAGGCUGGCCAGAGUGCCAACGCGCGGUCGCAGACGCCCUCUGAGCCUGUCGUGCCUGCGUCGCAGCGCCGCGACAUGCCCGGAUGGAACGAUGCGCCGUCGAUGGGCAUCAAGCGCCCGAGCAGCUCUGCCCGCAACACGCCCAAGGCCGCGCCCAUUACCUCGCCCUUCCCCAUGGCCGAGGGUGCUCCCAACCCGUAUGCUGCGCCCCCGUCCGCCGGAGCUGCUCCUCCUCCCCCUGGCCCCCCUCGUGGCGGCAAUGCUCCCGGCAUCCUCCCGCCUCCUCCCAAGGGCGGUCCUCGUCCUCCCUCCGCCUCUGCCAACCGAGCGUCUGCUUCUCCUCAGCCGCGGGUCAUGUCUCCCCCGAUCGCUCAGCCGUUUGGCCAGACCCCAUCCCCGAACCCUUACGCGGCGCAGCCCCAGCCUCCCUCAAACCCUUACGCGGCUCAGUCUCAGCCUCCCUCAAACCCCUACGCUGCUCCUCCCCAGCACCAGCAGUUCGGUGGUCCCCCUCCCCCCGGCGCCCCCGGGCAGGCCCCCCUCCUCCUCGCGCGUGCCAUGUCUCCGCUCGGCCCCAACGCCGGCCGCCCGCAACAGCACCUCGGAGGCCUUGCUUCGCCUCCCGCCCACAACGCUCACCUUGCCGGCCCGCCGCCUCCCGGUGUCCGUGCUGGACCCCCUCCCCCCGGACGGGCGGGCACGGCCUCUCCGGCUCAGAACAGUGCGCCCUCGCCUGCGCCCGCCGCGCCCCCUGCGGCGCCGAAACACCCGGCCGGAGACAGGUCGCACCUGACGGAUUCCGGUCGUCCGAUUUACGAGGGGCUUAACAGCGAGCUGCAGCGCAUCAAGUCGGGCUCACCCCCGGCGCACCUGAAACGCAUCGUCGACGACACGGAACGCAGGCUCAACAUCCUGUUUGACGACCUCAACAACGACACGGUUGCGCCUGCCACGGUCGAGAAGCUGAGCGAGAUUGUCCAGGCCAUCAAUGCCCACGACGCCAACACGGCCCUCGCCAUCCACGUCGACCUCCUCACGACCGCCUCGGGCGACACGACCCAUUGGGCCCCCGGCGUCAAGCAGCUGAUCCGUCUCGGCAUCUAA